AAAACAUAGCGCAGCGUGCAAAAGAACAGAAAAAAAAAGAAACGCAUCUCGGCAGUUUUCCACUUCUUUCCUUCACACUCUUGAGGCGGAAGGGUUCUCUCUGCGGGCCAAUCCCCAGAUGUCAGUGGCGAGACCCUAAAUCAAACCCUGAAUUGUUGACUGUGCUCUCCUAUAUCAUCUCCCAAUCAUGGGUUCAGAUGCGGACAUGGAAGAUUAUGGAUUUGAAUACUCAGACGAGGAGCCAGAGGAGCAGGAUGUUGACAUUGAGAAUCAAUAUUAUAAUUCGAAAGGUAUGGUUGAAACCGAUCCAGAAGGUGCACUUGAGGGUUUUGCUGAGGUUGUUCGCAUGGAACCCGAGAAGGCAGAGUGGGGAUUUAAAGCUCUGAAACAAACUGUUAAGCUUUAUUAUCGGUUAGGACGUUAUAGAGAGAUGAUGGAAGCCUACAGGGUGAUGUUGACAUAUAUCAAAUCAGCGGUGACACGAAAUUAUAGUGAAAAAUGUAUAAAUAACAUCAUGGAUUUUGUUUCUGGGUCGGCUAGCCAGAAUUUUGGGCUUCUGCAAGAGUUCUAUCAGACCACUCUUAAGGCCCUUGAGGAAGCAAAAAAUGAGAGAUUGUGGUUUAAAACAAAUCUAAAGCUCUGCAAGAUUUGGUUUGACAUGGGUGAAUAUGGGCGGAUGAGUAAGAUUUUGAAGGAACUCCACAAAUCCUGCCGAAGGGAAGACGGCACAGAUGAUCAGAAGAAAGGAACCCAGCUGUUGGAGGUUUACGCCAUAGAGAUUCAGAUGUACACUGAAACCAAGAACAACAAAAAACUCAAGCAACUAUACCAAAAAGCACUUACAAUCAAAUCGGCUAUACCACAUCCACGGAUCAUGGGUAUAAUUCAUGAAUGUGGGGGGAAAAUGCAUAUGGCUGAGCGUCAAUGGGCUGAAGCAGCUACAGACUUUUUUGAAGCUUUUAAGAACUAUGAUGAAGCAGGAAAUCAACGGCGUAUUCAAUGCUUGAAAUACUUGGUUCUUGCCAACAUGCUAAUGGAGUCUGAAGUUAAUCCAUUUGAUGGGCAGGAAGCAAAGCCAUACAAGAAUGACCCUGAAAUAUUGGCGAUGACGAAUUUGAUAGCAGCAUAUCAGCGAAAUGAGAUACUGGAGUUUGAGAAAAUUCUUAAGAGUAAUAGAAGAACAAUUAUGGAUGAUCCAUUCAUCAGAAAUUAUAUUGAAGAUCUAUUAAAGAACAUAAGAACACAAGUGUUGCUCAAGCUUAUCAAGCCAUAUACGAGGAUCAGGAUUCCGUUCAUAUCAAAGGAGCUGAAUGUGCCGGAGGAAGAUGUUGAGAAGCUGUUGGUGUCAUUAAUAUUGGAUAAUCGAAUACAAGGGCACAUUGACCAGGUGAACCGGCUGUUAGAGCGUGGUGACAGGUCAAAGGGAAUGAAAAAGUAUGCCGCCGUGGAGAAAUGGAACACACAGCUCAAGUCCUUGUAUCAAACUAUUAGCAACCGAGUUGGUUGAGAUUUGUUUUUAGGGGAAGGUGUGGUUUUUUGCAGUCCCACAGUCCGUGUAUUCCGUCAUGCUGUCAUCCUCUUUUGAGAAGAGUGGAAUUAGAGAAUGGGGAGAAAAAACUAUUGUUCAAACGCAUAUUAAAUUAAAAUUAAAAUUUAAAAUUUA
This is a messenger RNA of Malania oleifera, 1663 nucleotides long. Its product is annotated as COP9 signalosome complex subunit 2. Lineage: Eukaryota; Viridiplantae; Streptophyta; Magnoliopsida; Santalales; Ximeniaceae. Gene Ontology annotation, cellular component: COP9 signalosome. The coding region runs from base 188 to 1507 and encodes 439 amino acids. The transcript is spliced from 12 exons. The record is from RefSeq and is a predicted model, not a curated record. Gene Ontology annotation, biological process: protein deneddylation.